AUUGAGCCCUUAAUGAAAGAAAACAAAGUAUUUGUCCAGAUGCCAUCUACUUGUAAUAGGGGAAGAAAGCUCUGCUAUGGCUUACCCCUGGAAAACAUGGGAGCUCUUUUAAAGAAAAAGCACUGUACACUCACAUUUCCCUGAAGUGAGGUGUUUUGUUUUGUUUUAAUUCAUGCACCAAAUUGUCUGUGAAGGCAAAUAUUUUGUUUAUAAUUUUCCAUGCUGAUAUAGAGACAAUCUGCUGUCAUUGCCCAGGGGAUUAGUGUCCAGAGAUGGGAUUAUAUUGUAGCCAAGCAGGAACUGAAUGAGGUGGAUAUGGAGCGUGAAAAAGAGCAGUGAGCAUUUUCUUGGGAAGCGUGAAACUUCAAGGCCUAUGAAACAGGCCUUGGUGUGAGCUGCACAGAGACCACAAAUGUGGUAUGGAAGGAAAUAAGUCUGAACAGUUGGGGCCAGUUUGGUAGGAGGUGCAUGAGCGUUCCCCUCCCUGCUGUUUGGCUCAAGGCCUCUUGCCUAGUGGAACGUUGUGUUAGCCUCAGUCCUACAGUGCUGAAGAAGCUGGACUGAAGCAGGGAAGACCUUCCCCCUUCUGAAUCCUGCCACUUCCUCAAUAUGCAAACCUGGGAAUCAUGCAUCAACAACCCUUUUUGUUUCCUGAUCUUCCCAGGAUCAUGGGAAAAAGAAAAUUUGAUGUGUGCAUUUCAAAUUCGCUACCCUUAAAAGGAGAUCCACAAGGUCCUUGCGUCCACAGGUUCUUCUCAGUGAUUUACAUGGGAUCGCUGGAUGUCUCCUGCUUGAUGAGACCCUUUUUGGUGGGGUGUGGGGCCAGUGUCCACAGCUCUGGCUUGCUCUACCCAAAGGUGGCUUGGGUGAUUAGACUGAUGGCUUCCUGACGUCAGAUGAGAUCCGUUAAAAGGUAUUUAUCUCAGGCUUGGGCCAAAGCUGUGGGAGAGAUUAAAAAAGAUUGAGGCCAAGAUAAUCCCCUCGCAGCAUCCCACUAAAGUGGCUGCCAAAAGGCACACCACCAAAUCUUUUACUGCUCCUGGCCUCUGCGCCCAGUUCUGUUUUCCCCACGCAGAGCUGGAGUUUGCUGCCCAGAGAGGCUGGGACCCCUACCCUACACCACUGUGGGUCUUGCCUUGGCAGGACUGCUGUGAGUGACACAAUUUCCUCUUCCUGGCGUGCACAGGGCACAAGUGGCACUCUGUAUCUGCAAAAAUGGGAAAUUUCUGUGGACGUGAGGAGGAGUGUGCUACUCUCUCUUUUCACCCCUCCCCAUCCACCUGCUUUGCAUUACGUCCCAAUCCGAUUUCCCCAAGUCUCUGGUGUCUGAUUUAAUUUGCCUGACGCUGCUCCUGGAAUCAGCCCUCCCCCGACCCCUCCCGUCCACAGCCUUCCAGCUCCCCAUGGGGAGAUCAGUCCUGGGAGAGGUUGAGGAGCUGAGAAGGAGCGAGGGUGGACGACAGGACCGAUUGGGCACCACGAGGGGACGAGGACCUUCUGGCUGGAGGGAAGCCAUCCUCAGCUGGGAGGCAGGCUGUGAGACUCCCAGCUAGGGAAAACGACGCAGCCUACGCUACAGAUCCUGAUUCAAGGUUGCCCACGUGGAAAAGCCACCUCUAGCUCAGAAAGAUGGGAGAAAUGGAACAGAUGAAGCAGGAGGCUGAGCAGCUGAAGAAGCAGAUUGCGGAUGCCCGGAAAGCUUGUGCAGACACAACACUUGCUCAGAUUGUGUCUGGAAUGGAGGUUGUCGGCCGCAUUCAGAUGCGGACCCGAAGGACUCUGCGUGGGCACUUGGCCAAGAUCUACGCCAUGCACUGGUCAACAGACUCCAAACUACUGGUCAGUGCCUCACAAGAUGGGAAACUGAUUGUGUGGGACACAUACACAACUAACAAGGUUCACGCCAUCCCUUUGCGUUCCUCCUGGGUCAUGACCUGUGCCUAUGCACCCUCAGGUAAUUUUGUGGCCUGCGGGGGCCUUGACAACAUGUGCUCCAUCUACAACCUCAAGACACGUGAAGGCAAUGUCAAAGUGAGCAGGGAACUCUCAGCUCAUACAGGUUACCUCUCCUGCUGCCGGUUUCUUGAUGACAACAGUAUUGUGACUAGCUCUGGAGAUACCACAUGUGCACUCUGGGACAUUGAGACAGGGCAGCAGAAGACCGUUUUCCUGGGUCACACUGGAGACUGUAUGAGCUUGGCAGUUUCCCCAGACUUCAAACUGUUCAUCUCUGGAGCCUGUGAUGCCACUGCCAAACUGUGGGACGUGCGGGAGGGUACCUGCCGCCAGACAUUCUCAGGGCAUGAGUCUGACAUCAAUGCCAUCUGCUUCUUCCCUAACGGCGAAGCCAUCUGCACUGGCUCAGAUGAUGCCACCUGCCGCCUCUUUGACCUCCGGGCAGACCAGGAGCUCAUAGUGUACUCUCACGAAAGCAUCAUCUGCGGAAUCACAUCAGUCGCCUUCUCCCGCAGCGGGCGCCUCUUGCUUGCUGGAUAUGAUGACUUUAAUUGCAACAUCUGGGACUCCCUGAAAGCAGAACGUGUGGGAAUCCUUUCUGGCCACGACAACAGGGUGAGCUGCUUGGGCGUUACAGCAGAUGGCAUGGCUGUUGCCACUGGCUCCUGGGACAGCUUCCUCAAGAUUUGGAACUAAGGACAGCAGAGGAGAGAGAAAGAACAGCGGAAGCAUGGCCCACGGCAACCGCAUCAUCAGCCAAGCACAACAGAAACACCCACU
Messenger RNA from Centrocercus urophasianus (Greater sage-grouse), 2736 nucleotides. It is a transcript of the gene GNB3, whose product is annotated as G protein subunit beta 3. Gene Ontology annotation, biological process: G protein-coupled receptor signaling pathway. Gene Ontology annotation, molecular function: protein binding; signaling receptor complex adaptor activity. The record is from RefSeq and is a predicted model, not a curated record. The transcript has 11 exons. NCBI's taxonomy places the organism in Eukaryota, Metazoa, Chordata, Aves, Galliformes, Phasianidae. Gene Ontology annotation, cellular component: heterotrimeric G-protein complex; cytoplasm. The coding region runs from base 1630 to 2652 and encodes 340 amino acids.